Molecule: messenger RNA, 5967 nt
Organism: Betta splendens (Siamese fighting fish)
Lineage: Eukaryota; Metazoa; Chordata; Actinopteri; Anabantiformes; Osphronemidae
Gene: atp8b4
Product: ATPase phospholipid transporting 8B4
Exons: 27
Coding region: 959-4711 (1250 amino acids)
Biological process (GO): Golgi organization; phospholipid translocation
Cellular component (GO): plasma membrane
Molecular function (GO): magnesium ion binding; ATP binding; ATPase-coupled intramembrane lipid carrier activity
Source: RefSeq, a predicted model, not a curated record
UGACUCAGCAUUUACCAUCUGGUCACACAAGUGAUGAGUUGUGAACUUUAAUUGACCUCUGUUCUUUACUCUAAAGGAAGUAGAUACCAGGUAUGAGCUUAAAACCUGAGCCUACAGUUGAGCGUUAUCAUCCCCAUCAAUGCGUGUAUGGAGACAAGGGCUUUAACUUUACUCGUAUACUCUUAUAUAAAACAACAUUAUCAGAAUUAAUUUAAAAACGUUUACUAAUACAGUAACAUUCUUUUAAGUCUCAUCAUUCAUUCUCAUCAUAUCCAAAUGGCGUAGGGCUGUCUAUGCUGUAGCCCAUUUAUACUAAGUUUAGCUACACAGGCCGCACCCUUUAACUAUAUUUCUAUCACGUUAGCAGAGCUAUCUAGGAAAACAAUUUUAUGCUAUUAGGACAUUUUUCAAUUUUCUAGUGAGGUUUUUCUCCUAACGCAAUUCAGGUGAACACUCAUGCCCCACUGAGCCAAUCACACCCAGUUCACCCACCAGUAGAAGGGGGGAAGGUCUCGUCUGCUCCAGCACCACCAAGUGUCAGAGUGCGCUCGUCUCCUCAGUCAGGAGACUUUCCUCUUGAAGAAACAGAGACGCACGCACACAAACGCGCGCACGCACACGCAUCUCUGCGCGUCCUCGCUCUCAGUGGACGACCGCUCAUUUCAGUUCAGCCUCGCGUCGCUGCUUCUCCACAAUCGCGCUCGCCAGAGUGACCGUCUUUGGUUUCAUGCCUGCACCAUUUCCCAUCACCUGCAGUCUCGUCCCCUUCGCGUCGCGCCGCGGCGGCCGGAGUCCGUGCGCGUGCGGUGAUCUCCUCCGGGAGGAGGACAGCGUUCACUGCGGACGAGGCUGCGGGAUGCGGUGGUCGCCACGGAGAGACAGGAUACAUGGAGACGACACAAGGAUGCGCCCGUGACAAAGUUGCGCAAGGGAAACCCUCAGGAGGUCCCAGUAAAAGAUGGCAUUCUGGAGGAGAAACACUCACGUUGAGAAAGAGCGCCGUGUAAAAGCCAACGCCCGGGACCACAAUGACAGAUUUGCCUACGCCGAUAAUCACAUCAAAACCUCCAAGUACAACAUCUUGACCUUCCUGCCCAUCAACCUGUUCGAGCAGUUCCAGAGGGUGGCCAACGCGUACUUCUUGGUGCUGUUAAUACUGCAGUUAAUUCCAGAAAUCUCCUCCCUGUCCUGGUUCACAACCAUCGUGCCUUUGGUGUUGGUGCUGGUGAUCACGGCCGUCAAAGAUGCAACAGACGACUACUUCCGCCAUAAGAGCGACCAGCAAGUCAACAACCGCCAGUCUCAGGUUCUCAUCAGAGGAAGUUUGCAGAAUGAGAAAUGGAUGAACAUCCGCGUGGGAGACAUCAUCAAACUGGAGAACAAUCAGUUUGUGGCUGCAGACAUCCUCCUGCUCAGUAGUAGUGAGCCCUAUGGACUGUGCUAUAUCGAGACUGCAGAGCUGGACGGAGAGACUAAUUUGAAAGUACGUCAGGCCUCGACCGUCACCUCAGACUUGGGGGAUCUUUCAAAGCUGAUGGACUUCGAUGGUGAAGUGAUGCUUGUUACUUUAAGGAAUGCUUCCCGCGGCUUCCUAUCCUUCUCCGUGUUUAUGUUAGUGAAGGUCUGUGGUUUGGCGUCUGCUGUGAACCUGCAUCUCUUCAUGCCCUGUCCCUCAGGAGAAGUCAUUUGUGAACCACCAAACAACAAGCUGGACAAAUUUACUGGAACUUUAUACUGGAGAGACAACAAAUACCCUCUGGAUAAUGAAAAAGUGCUGCUGCGAGGCUGCGUCCUCAGAAACACUGAGUGGUGCUUUGGGAUGGUCAUAUUUGCUGGGCUACAAACCAAACUAAUGCAGAACUGUGGAAGAACAAAAUUCAAGAGGACAAGUAUCGACAAACUCAUGAACACUCUGGUUUUGUGGAUCUUUGCCUUGCUUGUAUGUAUGGGGGUGAUUCUGGCCAUUGGAAACACCGUCUGGGAAAAUCUGAUCGGCCAAAGCUUCCAGGACUUUUUGCCGUGGAACGUGUAUCAGAGGAACGCUGUCUUCUCUGGUUUCCUUACCUUCUGGUCCUACGUCAUUAUCCUCAACACAGUGGUGCCCAUCUCACUGUAUGUCAGUAUGGAGGUUCUGCGGCUCGGCCACAGUUACUUCAUUAACUGGGACGGGAAGAUGUACCACAGACGGACAGACACUGCGGCUGAAGCUCGGACCACCACGCUGAGCGAAGAGCUGGGCCAGGUGGAGUUCGUCUUCUCGGACAAGACCGGCACCCUCACCCAGAACAUCAUGGUGUUCAGCAAGUGCUCCAUCAACGGACAGACGUAUGGUGACGUCUAUGAUGAAUUUGACCAGAAGGUGGAGAUUACAGAGAAAACGCCCUGUGUGGACUUCUCCUUCAACCCUCUAUGCGACAGAAAGUUUAAGUUCUAUGACGUCAGCCUGAUGGAGGCCAUCAAACUGGAGGACCCUGUAGUGCAGGAGUUCUUCAGGCUGCUGGCGCUGUGCCACACCGUCAUGCCCGAGGAGAAGAGUGAAGGACAUCUGGUGUAUCAGGCCCAGUCGCCGGACGAGGGUGCCCUGGUCACCGCCGCGCGAAACUUCGGCUUUGUCUUCCGGUCCCGAACCCCCGAGACCAUCACACUGUGUGAGAUGGGGCGCUCCGUCACCUACAGGCUGCUGGCCAUCCUGGACUUCAACAACGUGCGCAAGAGAAUGAGUGUCAUUGUGAGGGAUCCACAGGGACACAUUAAACUUUACUCCAAAGGAGCGGACACUAUUAUCUUUGACCGACUGGAUCCGUCCGACGAGGACCUCAUGUACACUACCUCAGAACAUCUCAGUGAAUUUGCGGGAGAAGGGCUUCGAACGCUAGCUCUGGCUUACAAGGAUCUUGAUGAAGACUAUUUUGAGGUCUGGAUGAAGAAGCUUCUGUUCGCCAGCACUGUCAUUGAGAAUCGUGAAGAUCAGCUGGCUGUUCUCUAUGAGGAGAUAGAGCAGGGCCUGAAGCUCCUAGGGGCCACGGCAAUAGAGGACAAACUUCAGGAAGGAGUCCCCGAGACCAUCGCCCGCCUAAACCUAGCCGAUAUCAAGAUCUGGGUCCUCACAGGAGACAAACUCGAGACGGCGAUGAACAUCGGCUACUCCUGCAACCUGCUGCGGGACGACAUGAACGAGGUGUUCGUGAUCUCUGGCUACACCGUGCUGGAGGUGCAGCAGCAGCUCAGGAACGCUAAGGAACGCAUCCUGGGCCUGAGUCGUGUGACCAGCGCUGCAGGAGACGUGGGGAAGACAGACGUGCUUGCAGACGACUCUGUGUUUGAAGAAACCCUCAUCGCGGAAUACGCCCUAGUCAUCAAUGGGCACAGUUUGGCCCACGCUCUGGAGCCGCAGCUGGAGCGCACCUUGCUGGAUCUGGCCUGCCUGUGUAAGACGGUGAUCUGCUGCCGGGUCACCCCCAUGCAGAAGGCUCAGGUGGUGGAGCUGGUGAAGAGCCACAAGAGGGCCAUUACUCUGGCCAUAGGGGAUGGAGCCAACGACGUCAGCAUGAUCAGGACUGCACACAUUGGCGUCGGCAUCAGCGGACAGGAGGGGAUGCAGGCUGUUCUGGCCUCAGAUUAUUCCUUCGCCCAGUUUCGCUUCCUGCAGCGCCUGUUGCUGGUGCACGGACGCUGGUCCUACUUCCGCAUGUGCAAUUUCCUGUGUUACUUCAUCUACAAGAACUUCGCCUUCACGCUGGUGCACUUCUGGUACGGCUUCUUCUGCGGCUUCUCAGCUCAGACUGUGUAUGACCAGUGGUUCAUCACCCUCUUCAAUAUAGUCUAUACAUCUCUGCCAGUGUUGGCAAUGGGACUAUUUGAUCAGGAUGUCGACGACCAGUACAGCCUUCGCUACCCGAGCCUUUACAAACCCGGCCAGCAAAACCUCCUCUUCAACAAGCGCCAGUUCUUCCUGUACACGCUCCAAGGGAUGGGCACAUCCUUCCUGCUCUUCUUUAUUCCCUACGGAGCCUUUUCCCUCUUAGUGAAAGAGGACGGCUCGCACUUCUCCGACCAACAAACAUUUGCCGUUACCAUAGCAACGUCCUUGGUCAUUGUCGUGAGUGUUCAGAUUGGACUUGACACCCACUACUGGACCGCUGUCAAUCAUCUCUUCGUCUGGGGGAGUCUGGCCGCGUACUUUGCCAUACUCUUUGCAAUGCAAAGCGAUGGCCUGUUUUACAUCUUCCCGAGACAUUUCCCGUUCGUAGGCACAGCCCGCAAUUGUCUGUCGGAGAAGAGCGUGUGGCUGAUCAUCCUGCUGACCGCCGUGGUGUGCGUUGUGCCUGGCGUAGCGGUCAGUUUCCUGAGAAUCGACCUCUUCCCAACGCUCACGGACAAGGUUCGUCAUCUACAGCAGUCUAGAAAGAAGCAAGGGCCUCAGGCCCAGAACCUGAGGCGGGUGCGGAGGACGAGCUCCCGCCGCUCCGCCUACGCCUUCUCCCACCAGCAGGGCUACGGGGAGCUGAUCACGUCAGGCAAGAACAUGAGGACGAGCACAGUCUCUCCUGCUCACUCCCCUGACGGAACGCCACACGGCUCCAGCUGGAUGGACAACAUGCUGAAGAGGAGGAACGAGGUGUCGUGCGUCUCUGAGGAAAAGAGCAUCCGAGCGCCGGAAAGCGCUAACAGACACACACAGCCUCCACAGCUUGAUGUGGAGUCUGUGUGACGGAUGGGAGGGAUCCCACAGACCAAGCACAAGAUGCGAGUAGAUUCGUACUCUAAUCUAACAACACAGGCGUACCUCAUUUUUAUGUGCGAUUCAAGUUGAUCCAUGAUUAUUUAGAGGAACCAUUUGUAAAAUGACUGAAAAUGAAAAAACCUUCAAGUUUACAUAAAAGAUCUAGUUUUAAUUUGCAAAUAUCUGUCAGCAUAACUCAAAAACAUUAUGCAUGUCUAGCUGCGGCUCAAGAACUAUUGGUCCUCCUGCUGCAGGUGGAAUCAUUUACUAUUACAAUGGCUGCCUUCUUUUUGUAAUAAAGACACAAUUUGAGCACACCGACAUAUACAAUAAGCCUUAGCUGGUACAAAGCACUGUGGUAAUUGCACACGAAUGACUAGAUCAAAGGCAAGGCAGCAGCUGACAUAAGCACAAAAGCACCAUUAAUAAGAUAAAUUGAAAUUCAUAAGUUAAACCUAUGCACUCAUGUUUCCUCUGAAACUACAUCCAAAGUGCUAAUAACAAGUGUUUCUGUAAAUACUGAAGUGAAGCUGCUGAAUAUGACAAGCACAAUUUAAUGUUUUACUUAAAAUCUCCAUUUACAAUUUUAGAUGUUUUCAUUUGAAUUAUUUCCAGUGUAUAUAUCAUUAAACAGAACUCAUGUUCCUAUGGUAUAUGGCGUUUUUAACACUUGGCACUUGUAGAUGUGAGGCUGAGAUCCUCAUUCCUUGUGCUGAGCCUUGUAGGGUCCUGAUUCGUCUCAUCUCGAAGCUGAGUCACAGCAACUGGACUUUUACUCAUGAAAAGGUUUUGCUACUUAUCUCAACAGCUUCAACAUGAAAAUUCCACCUACUGUAAUAAUAAAAACAUCCAGUUUGUUUGACUCAGCUCCUCGAUAACCUCACACCGAUAUCUGAGAAUCUCUAUCAUGCUUAUUUGAUAUUUAUGGUUUACUUGAGCUGAAACAAUAGCAAUGUGGAUAAGGAGGAAUACAAGAAAAUUUGUUUUAGAUAUUUUGUUUAGUACUGACAGAUAAAACGGGUUGGAUGAGAUAAAGUGACGGGAAAAGAAAUAUGAGGUACUAUGUGAUAUAGAUGUGUGCCUUACACUAUGAGCGCCUCUGUUCUAAUGUAAAAACUAAUGCUGUGAUCACAUGAUCACAACCGUCUGUAAACAUAAAACCAACCUGCACAAGACAACAGAAGCAAGAAUGACUGUAACGUUACGUUAUAUGUUAUAUAAUAAAGGAUGCUAUCUUUUAUAUA